CUCGGCUGCGGCGGCGUCGGUGAUGGAUUGCUUUGGUCUGGCGUCUCAUUGCGACCCAAAAUUGAAAGAAAACAGCAUCAUGGUGGGAGACUUUCGGCUGAAAUUGUGUGGGAAAUGAUUUGAAAAAAUUAAAUAAAAGAAUGAAGAUUUUAUUUUGUGUAUUUAUAUGUAGUGCAUGUAGUACAGGAGCGAUUUGGAAACGUUUUUAAAACCCCACACUGAUUUCUGUUCACGCUUUUAAACAGUGUUGCUAAUUCAUACCUAGUUAGCAUCGAGUAGUGGUAUAACUCAUUUAUAAAUCACAUUUGCGUGUUGUGUAGUGUUUGUUUUUAGUAGUUAGUUCUCCUGCUGUAACUGGCUGCUGGGUUUAUGUUUAACUGGAAGCCAAAGGGAUUCACUGACAGCACUGCAGCCCUCAACAUGGAUGUCGAGAGGGCGAAGACUUUUGGGCUCAGGUGGACGUGGACGUGGCUUUUGAAGAGCUCUUGGGCUUCCUGUUGUGUCUGAGAGAAGCGAUCAAAACCAAAACAGCCUCGGAUAAAUGCUACAUCCAAGGCAUGAAUAUCAUUCUAGAGUCGGAGAUCUCACUCAAUUCAGCAUGGAGGAAUGAUUCUUUUGAAGAGGUGCUGAUCGGAGAAGACAUCCUGACCGUGUCAGUAUCAGACUCGCAUUGCACUAUCGUGAAAAUGAAGGAACCGCCUGUGCCGGAAGACACCUCACAUGACGACGCAUCAAGGAACCCUGAGCCCGGUUCAGAUAUCAGUCAAACGUCUCCCUCAGGCAGAAACGAUGCUACGUUAUCAGGGAAGUUAGACACGUACGACUAUAUGACCCUGCUGUCGCCAACAUAUCUCAUAUCAGAUGACCAGCUGGCCCCCGUAUCACCCGUCCAGUUUUCUUAUCAACAGCAUGAAUGCUGCCCAGACUGUAUGUCUCACCUCCCGUCUCACUCGGACCACUUUCUCGGCCACAACCCCUUGCGAGUGCCUCUUCUUUGCCGUUUCCAGCGGCAUUGCGCCAAGCCACUCGCGUUUUCAGCGCAAGAGGAAUUGGACACCGACGUGCUCUAUAAAGCUCCCUGUGGGCGGGGCCUGCGCUGCAUGGAUGAAGUGUAUCAAUUUUUACGCCAGACCAAAAGCCUCGGGGUCCUGCAGCAGACCAACUUCAGCUUCAAUCCACAGGUUCUACCAGAACGCCAGGCCCAGCCAAGACCGCUUGCUCCUGCUUCACCUUCUCCUACAACCAGUAUUUUUGAAAGAGACAUAAGUCGGGGGAUGGAAGCCGUCCCGGUUACUCUGUGUAACGACUUGGAUGGCGUGCGACCAAAAGAGUUUCGCUACCGUAAGAAUCGCUGGCCACACGGCUGCUUCCUAAGCAAGGCGCCGUUUUUCCGGACGUGUUGCGACUGCAAAGAUGGAUGCACGAAUCCUUCCAGCUGUGUGUGUCUUCAGCUGUCUCUAAAGGCCGGGGCAAAGGCAGACCAGCUUUAUAGUCACCUCCGGUUAAAUCAACCCGUGGCCUCUGGGCUGUAUGAAUGUGGUCCGUGGUGUAGUUGCAAGAAAAGCAGUUGUCAGAAUCGUGUGGUCCAGCACGGACUCCGUGCUCGCCUGCAGGUGUUUCGCACCAACGACAAGGGAUGGGGUGUGCGUUGCCGUGAUGACCUCGACGAGGGCACCUUUGUCUGCACUUACGCAGGUGUUGUUCUCCGACUUGGGAGGAACUCGGAGGAGCCCCUUCUCUGUAAAAUCUCGAAGGAGGAUCAGCUUUCGGACGACGAGGUGGAGGUGGUGGAGGAGUGGACACUUUCCUCAGGGCAGAAGAAAACGAUCGCUGAGACACUGGAUACCUCGCCACCACUUUACGUUCCUGUGAUCCAGAGGCCUGCAGACCAGCUCUCUACACAGCUGGAUGGGCAGAGGGAACAGCUGGAGCACACGGAUAACCAGGACAAAUCGAACGACUGUUCAUCACCUAAUUCCAAUCAUACAGAAAUAAAAAACUAUCGUUGCGAAGAGGUGGCGAGGAAAAGGCUCCGGUUGGACGACAAAGGAAACGGCGGCGGCGUACGCCGAGAUCAGACGGUGCCGAGAGCAGAAGGAAAACCCGGCUGUCAGGAAAAAAUCUAUUACCUCGACGCUUCGAAAGAAGGAAACGUGGCACGGUUUAUUAACCACAGCUGUAAUCCAAACCUCUUCGUCCAGAACGUCUUUGUGGACACCCAUGAUCCCAAAUUCCCAGUGAUUGCUUUCUUUACAUGCAGGUCGAUCAGGGCAGGAACCGAGCUGACCUGGAAUUAUUCCUAUAAAUCUGGAAGUGAUCCUGAGCAUGAGGUACCAUGUCUGUGUGGUUCAAAUGACUGCCAAGCAGUUAUCAUCUGAUCACAUGACCAAUGAUGUGAAACAAGUUUACAAUAAUUGGUGAAGCUGGUGUUUGACAGUGUUUGUUUGUUUUGUUUUUUAUACAAAAUUCUAAUGUAAUUUUUUUUACGGUUAAUAAUAUUGAUAUUGAUGCAGGUAAAAAAAUCUGCAUCGUUCACAAACAGCUUUGUCAAGCUUGUGCUUUUCGAUGAUGAUGAUGAUGAUGAUGAUGAUGAUGUGGAAGGCUGAUAUACCGAUCUCCUGUUCAUUGCACUGUAAUGUCAUUUAAAGAUUAAAGCUGUACGAAUGAUCUUCAA
Silurus meridionalis is the source of this 2674-nucleotide messenger RNA. It is a transcript of the gene setdb2, whose product is annotated as SET domain bifurcated histone lysine methyltransferase 2. The record is from RefSeq and is a predicted model, not a curated record. Gene Ontology annotation, cellular component: nucleus. The coding region runs from base 558 to 2378 and encodes 606 amino acids. Gene Ontology annotation, biological process: heterochromatin organization; negative regulation of gene expression. The transcript has 11 exons. NCBI's taxonomy places the organism in Eukaryota, Metazoa, Chordata, Actinopteri, Siluriformes, Siluridae. Gene Ontology annotation, molecular function: protein binding; DNA binding; histone H3K9 methyltransferase activity.